Phasianus colchicus (ring-necked pheasant) is the source of this 1191-nucleotide messenger RNA. NCBI's taxonomy places the organism in Eukaryota, Metazoa, Chordata, Aves, Galliformes, Phasianidae. The record is from RefSeq and is a predicted model, not a curated record.
UAGGUGAUCAAUCAGUGGUUCAGGCCGUGACUCAACAGUUCUGAUACAACCCACACCCACAUUCUCCUGUUCCUCCAGCUCCAGAGCCUCAUACCUGUUAUGCAAGGCACCUGGGAAGGUGGGACAGGCUGAGAGGCAGUCCGCUUGCUGCCCUGAACAUAGACUUGUUUCCAUCCCUCCUUGUCUCUGAGGUCACUCCCUCCCAUCUGACUGUGAGAGGGUAGAUGAUUCCCUACUGCUUGAAGAGCAUCUCCCCCGCAUCCUUCCUGUAGGGAUGGCAGACUGUGACUCUACCAAUCGAUCUCCCUCUCACAAUCCCAGAUGCUCCUCAACCUUUCUACUUCUUCCUUUAGCUCCACCACCAUGCUGAGCAGCUCAUCCAAGUGCUCGCAUCUCACGCAGGUGGAACUCCUGCCACUCUCCCCUGGCCGCAGCAGGCUCAGGCACUCCUUGCAGCUGGAGACCUGAACAGCCACAUUUCUGGGCAGGCUUUCUGUACUUCUGCAUAAUUCACUGACAGAUAUCUAAUGGAUGCUUGUAGGCUUCUGACUGAGAUAAUAAAACAAUUUUAUCCUUCAGAUUUUCUUGGAAACUGAGCUGUUCUACAAAGGUAUCCGUCCAGCCAUCAACGUUGGUCUGUCUGUGUCCCGUGUAGGUUCUGCUGCGCAGACCAGGGCAAUGAAACAGGUGGCAGGUACCAUGAAGCUGGAGUUGGCUCAGUACCGUGAAGUAGCUGCCUUUGCUCAGUUUGGGUCUGAUUUGGAUGCUGCCACACAACAACUGCUGAAUCGUGGUGUGCGUCUGACAGAGCUCCUGAAACAAGGACAGUAUGUUCCCAUGGCUAUUGAGGAACAGGUUGCAGUCAUCUAUGCUGGUGUAAGAGGUCACUUAGACAAGCUGGAGCCCAGCAAAAUCACUAAAUUUGAGAGUGCUUUCCUAGCUCAUGUACUGAGCCAGCAUGAGGCCCUCCUCUCCACAAUCAGGACUGAAGGGAAGAUCUCUGACCAGACAGAAGCUAAGUUGAAGGAAAUAGUCACAAACUUCCUGUCUACUUUCGAGGCAUAAGCUCAUCUGUUCAAACAGACCAGGCUGUUCUUGUGGUUACAUGCUCCAGUUCCAUCUAAGACCUAAAAGUAUGUGUGACUUAAAUAUACAUAUCUCGCUGAGAAUAAAAGUUGCCAUGUAAAAAGA